This is a messenger RNA of Peronospora matthiolae, 2811 nucleotides long. NCBI's taxonomy places the organism in Eukaryota, Oomycota, Peronosporomycetes, Peronosporales, Peronosporaceae. The record is from the annotation of a GenBank genome assembly.
AUGGACGCUGCCGCAACGCCGACCGCCCGCAUCAACAAGUUCGACGGGACCAACUUCCACGCAUGGAUGUUCAAGAUGCAGAUGGUGCUCGAAGUACGGGACCUGUGGGAGGUCACAUGUGGAGAAGUCAAGCUGGAGCACUGCACCAACAAGAUUCUGCAGCUGCCGCUGGUCCGUUCAGCGAUUGGAGCGUACGAUGCAUGGUCAAGACUGGAAGGGCAUUACGAGAAGAAGAGCCUGGCAAACAAGCUCUUUCUUCGUCGUCGUUUCUUCACAACUAUGAUGGAAGAAGGUGAUGAUGUGCUGGAGCACAUCAACAAGAUCAAGACUCUAGCGGAGCAGCUCGACGCUGUGGGUGCUCCGGUUAGCGAGGACGACUUCGUGAUCACGCUUCUUGGGAGUCUAAGCGAUUCGUACCAGUUUUUGAUCACGGCGUUAGAGUCACGUGCGGACACGCUAACGUGGGAGCUGGUGACGUCUCGACUACUGCACGAAGACAUGAAGCGCAAGGAACAAGGUGGCGGUGUCGACGGAUCCGCGCACGGUCAAGGUCAAGCGUUCAUGACAAGCAAUCACAGCAAGCGAAAAAAGAGGACGGCCUGUGCAGAAGGCCAGUGCAUGUCACUACUGUGGGGAGCACGGACAUUGGAUUGCCAAGUGUCCGUUGAUGGAGAUAACAUCAAGCUGAGUGAAGAGUGGCUGGUCGACUCAGGUGCAACUCAGCACAUGACAUACUCAAAAGAGUACAUGAAGAACUACCAGAAGAUCUCGCCAGUGGAUGUGCAUUUGGCGGAUGAUGGCGUGGUACAAGCAGUGGGAAAGGGAGACAUCAUCAUGUCAAUGAGGACAAAACACGGCGUCAAGAAAUGUGUGCUUACUGGUGUGUGGCACAUCCCCAAAUUGACGCGCAACCUGUUCUCUGUGGGGUGUUUUACGAAGGACAUUGGCCACGUCACAUUUGAAAGUGACGGGUGCUUUGCUCAGUCGAAGAGUGUGAAGUGGCAGCUGGGUACGCGCAAGGGAAAGGGCUUAUUCAAGUUAUGCAUGACCCCGCUCAUGUCAGAUGAAGCAAAUGUGUCAAGUUCAACCGGUUUCAAUGGGACCAACCGGUCGUACCUCUGGCAUCUUCGACUUGGCCAUAUUGGCCAUAACGGUCUAGACUCCAUUGUCAAGAAGGGCUACGGCAACGGCAUCAACAUCACGUCUGUUCAACAGUGGGAGAUGUGUCAAGGGUGUGCUCUUGGCAAACAAACUCGAGUGAACUUUAUGCCAAAGUCCCCAGAGAGUGCAAAGAAGAUGCUAGAAGUCAUCCACAGCGAUGUCUGUGGUCCUAUGCAAACAGCUUCGCUCGGUGGAAGCAGAUACUUUGUCACGUUCAAUGAAGAGUAUUCACACUUUAGUGUGGUGUUCUUGCUUAAGAACAAGUCUGAAGUGGCUUCUAAGUUUGCCGAAUUCGUCGUAUUUGCAGAGACUCAGACAGGAAACCGCGUCAAGCUACUUCGCAGUGACAACGGCGGAGAUUACAAGUCGCAUGAGAUGACCAAGCUGUGCAGCAGUCGUGGCAUUGUACAAAAGUUCACGCCUCCUUACACUCCUCAGCUCAAUGGAGUUGCUGAACGGAUGAACCGGACGCUUGUUGAAUGCGCGCGCUGCAUGAUGGAGCAUGCCGGACUGUCGAAGGAAUACUGGGGCGAAGCGGUUGUAACCGCUACAUUUCUUCGAAACCGAUGUCCAACACGUGCCACAAGUCAAGACAAGUCGCCACAUCAAAUCUGGACCGGCAAGAAACCGCUGUUUUCAAAUCUGAAGGUGUUCGGUUGUCACGCAUACGUGACGGUCCCGAAGCAAAAGCGCAUCAAGUUUGAUGCGCAGUCAGUCUAUUGCCGCUUCAUAGGAUACUCUGAACACGAGAAAGCGUAUCGCUUUGAAGAGAUCAAGAGCCGUCGUGUUCUAGUGAGUCGCGACGCAAGUUCAUGGAAGACGUCUUCGACAGUGGGAGACGCACCAAAAGAGACGCAGAAGAUGUCUUUGAAAGUCAAGAAGAUGAGACCUGACGAAGAAGACGCUGCGCAAGACCAAGAUACGGAGCCCGGCAGUAAGCGCCACACGCGAACCCCUUCGUUGGAACAAGCUGUGGAGAUUCCGGUUCCCAAGCGGCAGAGUCAAAGAAUUUUGCUCAAAAACAUGUCGGCGGUGGCACAAGUCGAGGACGACUUUGAGACAGCCUACGUUGUGGAUUCAGUGGGAGAUAUGCCGAAAACGUUUAAGUCGGCGAUGGAAUCCAACAACGCGGUCAAGUGGAAGGAAGCGUGCGACUCCGAAAUCGACUCCCUCCGCAAGAACAAGACAUGGCAGUUGGUGCAAUUACCUAAGGGUCGGAAAACUAUCGGAUGCAGAUGGGUGUUCCGCGUCAGAGAGAAUAGCAAUUCAGUCAGGUCGCCACAAUACCCAGGCUUGAAGUUGACCAAGGCCAUGUGCGAAGGAGGUUGCAAGCAUGAAGAAACGAUGGCAAAUUUUCCCUACCAGAACGCCUUAGGAUGCCUCAUUUACCUUAUGGUUGGCACCCGUCCCGACCUUGCAGCUGCAGUGGGAUUGCUCAUCCAGUUUGCCUCCGAUCCGUGUCCAACACACUGGCAAGCACUCAAGAGGGGUUUUCGACUGGGCCGGCGACAUAGAUUCAAGGCGCAGUACAAGUGGAUACACCUUCAUCAUGAACAACAGUUGCAUCAGCUGGAGGAGCAAGAAGCAACGAACGGUGGCACUAUCAUCACGGAAGCAGAGUCCAUGGCGCUAUCGGAGGCUACACAAUAA